Molecule: messenger RNA, 2925 nt
Organism: Lampris incognitus (smalleye Pacific opah)
Lineage: Eukaryota; Metazoa; Chordata; Actinopteri; Lampriformes; Lampridae
Gene: ikzf1
Product: IKAROS family zinc finger 1 (Ikaros)
Exons: 8
Coding region: 205-1917 (570 amino acids)
Biological process (GO): regulation of transcription by RNA polymerase II
Molecular function (GO): RNA polymerase II cis-regulatory region sequence-specific DNA binding; DNA-binding transcription factor activity
Source: RefSeq, a predicted model, not a curated record
CGGUCUCCCGCGCCCGGCGCCUCAUCCCAUCUCAUGCAUGGCUGCCAGUGAUGGUCUACUGGGUGUCAGCUUUUAUUGGCACGACACGAAGCAAGUGCCAGGGACUUGGUGCAUCAUCGGCUGACUCCCCGGGCAGAGACGGGCCUCCGGAUAAAAAGCGAGCAAAAAAUGCCCGGGGCGACCAGAGAAGAGGCAUAAUAAGACAUGUUAGGCUGGAACGAGGAAGUGCAGUGGAGAGGGGAGGGACCGAGGGCGCAGCUCCAUGGGGCCGCCGCGGCGCUUCGCACUUCAGCACAUGGAGCUGGGGAGAGUUGGAAGAACUUCAUUUUGCAAACUCAAGGAAUAGCAGAGUACCUGCAUCGAAUGGAGACAGAAGAGGCCCAGGAAAUGUCCCAGAUGCCAGGCCGGGACAGCCCUCCCAUGAACGACGCGUCUGAGGAGGCGGACGAGCCCAUGGCCAUCCCUGAGGACCUGUCCGCCAGCUCCACCCACCAGCAGAACAACAGGGGGGACAAAGCCUGUAAUAUUAAAGUUGAGGCUCGCAGUGAUGAGGAGAAUGGGCUGGCCUGUGAGGUGCAUGGCGAGGAGGAGGAGUGUGCGGAAGACUUGCGCGUGCUCGAUGCCUCGGGUGCCAAAGUGAACGGCUCGCAGGCAGGCCCUGAGUCCAAGGCCUUCUCUUCGGCCGGGGGUAUCCGCCUGCCCAACGGGAAGCUCAAGUGCGAUAUCUGUGGGAUAGUUUGCAUUGGCCCCAAUGUGCUGAUGGUGCACAAGCGAAGCCACACUGGAGAACGGCCAUUUCAGUGCAGCCAGUGCGGCGCCUCGUUCACCCAGAAGGGCAACCUGCUGCGUCACAUCAAGCUGCACUCUGGAGAGAAGCCCUUCAAGUGUCACCUGUGCAGCUACGCCUGCCGCAGGAGGGAUGCCCUCACCGGUCACUUGCGAACCCACUCCGUUGGAAAACCCCACAAGUGUGCGUACUGUGGUCGGAGUUACAAACAGCGCAGCUCUCUGGAGGAGCACAAGGAGCGAUGUCACAACUACCUCCAGUGCAUGGGGUUGCAGAACAGCCUCUACAAAGUAGUAAAGGAGGAAAGCAGCCAGAAAGAGCAGAGGGAAGACUUAAGCCAGACGGGAUCUGACAGAGCCUUGGUGCUAGACAGACUAGCUAAUAAUGUAGCUAAGCGUAAAAGCACUAUGCCACAGAAGUUUGUGGGUGACAAGCGUCUGUCAGAUCUCUCCUUCGAAGGAGGAGCUGGGGAGAUGAUACAGCCCCUCGUCAUUGACCAGGCCAUCAACAGCGCCAUCAGUUACCUCGGGGCCGAGUCUCUGCGGCCGCUAGUGCAGACUUCCCCGGCCUCCUCCGACGUGGCCCUGAGCUCUAUGUUCCCCCUGCAUAAACCCGGGUCCGACGGCCACGCAGGGAUCCCCCAAAACCUGUCGGCCAAGGACAGCGCAGCCGAGAACCUGCUCCUGCUCUCCAAGUCCAAGUCGGCCUCCAGCGAGAAGGACGGCUCGCCGAGCCACAGUGGCCAGGACUCCACCGACACGGAGAGCAACAACGAGGAGCGCCCGGCCGGGGGACCCUCCGGUCUCAUCUACCUGACCAACCACAUCAACGCCGGGGUCCGAAACGGCGUGCUGCCCCUGGUGAAGGAGGAGCAUCAGAGGCAGUACGAGGCCAUCCGCGCCAGCAUGGAGAUGGCCUCCGAGGGCUUCAAGGUGAUGACCGCCGACGGGGAGCAGGUGAGGGCCUAUCGGUGUGAACACUGCCGCAUUCUCUUCCUGGACCACGUCAUGUACACCAUUCACAUGGGCUGCCACGGCUUCAGAGACCCCUUCGAGUGCAACCUUUGCGGCCACCGUAGCCAGGACCGAUACGAGUUCUCCUCUCAUAUGACGCGAGGGGAGCACCGCUAACGAGCAGCGCCGGGGCUUGGUAGAGUAAAGGAGAUGUUCAUCAUAUCAGAGAGACAGAGAGACAGACAUACACACAUGUGCACAUACACACACACACGCACACACUCAACACAUCCAAAUGGAGUGAAUUCAUGUGAAUACAUAUUGUAAAAUACACUGUUGAUCUCUGAAAAUUGUGGUUUUUAUACAAAGUAUGCAUGUUUGUAGAGUACAGAUAAAAAAAACAAAAAACAUAUCUGAUUCAUUAGAGAGAAUUAACUCGUUUAUUUUCAUUUUCAUUUCAGUUCCCCAUGUUCAGGGGUAUUAUUCAGGGUAUUAUUUUUUUUCAUGGAAGCAUCUGCAGCCCGUUAAAGACAAAACGACAGAGUUUCUGUGUGUCAGUAAGGGUGGGGGUCUGACUCGUCCGUGCACCGCUGGCUCCUGUACAAAGUGUAUAAAUGCAUCUCCUCUUUUUGAUACCCAGGCAGCAGAUUUCUUUCCAGCGUUUCGAAGUCAAACAAAAGGCCUCUUCGUCCCUACUUCACCGUACCUGCAUGGCGACAUGUCAGGAGGUUGGGGUUUAUUUUGCAGCAAUGCAGGUAAACGCCGAUGAGCGUUGGAUAUUGAACACACCCGUCAGGACUUUUGCAGUUGACUGCAGAUUUCUCAAAACCCGUUAGAGAGAUCCGGCUCCUCGCAAGGUUCAGACCCGUGAUUACAUUUGAGGAAAAAAAAAAAAAGGAUUUUAUUUUAUUUAUACCACAGUGGCAUACCUGUCCGUUUUCCUAUUUAUUGCAGUUGUUUGGUGUUUAUAUCCGUGGAGUAGUUAAACUGCAUCCUUUCACUCUCUCCCCCCACUGUAUUAACCGAGUCUGAGGUUAAAACACGACUGCUGCUGGAAGCCUUUUAUGAUUGUUUGUUCGUUUGUUUUGAUUGACAGAAAAAAAGUGUUCCUGUUUCUCAUUUUAUACCCGAUGACUGAAGAAAAAAAAACCCAAUUGAGCUGUAUGAAGGUUGAAGGGAAUUUUA